AUGAGGCUUUCAGGUUCCUUUUCUAGCUACACCGAUCAUGUAAGCACUCCAGUUCCCAACCAACCUCAUUCAUUGGAGUUGAGAAUAACUCCAAUGAAUGAGGUUGGUUGGGAAUUGAAGUCUCAAAAGCUUACUCCUCCUCUUAUUGGUCCUUAUCAGAUUCUUAGAAGACCAAAUGAUGUGAAAAUAAGGCAUAACUUAACUUAUGAAAUACCACCCUUGUUAAUUGAAGAUCGAAAUGUGAAACACUCAAGAGGAAAGGAGAUUCCUUUGGUUAAGGUCUUAUGGGGCAAAAAAGUGGACGGUAGCGUGACGUGGGAGCUAGAAAGCCAAAUGAAGGAGUCCUAUCCAAGCUUAUCAAUUUCUGGUAAACUUUCGAGGAUGAAAAUUCAAUAA
Molecule: messenger RNA, 396 nt
Organism: Lathyrus oleraceus (garden pea)
Lineage: Eukaryota; Viridiplantae; Streptophyta; Magnoliopsida; Fabales; Fabaceae
Exons: 2
Coding region: 1-396 (131 amino acids)
Source: RefSeq, a predicted model, not a curated record